Messenger RNA from Prunus armeniaca (apricot), 213 nucleotides. NCBI's taxonomy places the organism in Eukaryota, Viridiplantae, Streptophyta, Magnoliopsida, Rosales, Rosaceae. The record is from the annotation of a GenBank genome assembly.
AUGUCGCGAUCGGUAGGCUUGGUACUGAAGGUGGAUGCCGAAGGCACCCAUGGCCCUGGAGUCCCCCAAGUCCUCUUGCGAAAGUUCUCGGAAGGGGAUUUGAAGUCGUCUUCGGAAAGAAAUGUGGCCCUACCGUUUGAUAGUCCAGUUGAGGAAAGGGGCUCAACUUUGGCCCUUCCGACAUUAUUCGUUCAGAGGCUGACGUUGGCGUAG